Oppia nitens is the source of this 1404-nucleotide messenger RNA. RefSeq lists its product as uncharacterized. The record is from RefSeq and is a predicted model, not a curated record. The transcript has 6 exons. Bases 91 to 1404 code for a protein of 437 amino acids. NCBI's taxonomy places the organism in Eukaryota, Metazoa, Arthropoda, Arachnida, Sarcoptiformes, Oppiidae.
CAUAGAAAAAUAAGUUUUUAAAAAUAUACAAUAAAAAUAUCUAUUGAUUUAUACAUUUAAAAUAUAAUAAACUUUAUAUUAAACUAAAAUAUGAAUCAAAUUAUACCCGAAGAUUACGUUACAUUGACACACAAAUUGGAUUCAUUUCAUUUAGAGUCAAUAAAUUUGAUUUUAAAUGAAAAAAGUUCCUAUGAUGUGAUUAUAGACAUUGGCUGCGGUGACGGCAGUGUUACAAAAAUGUUGUCAACCCAAGUACCCCAUAAACAAUUGGUAGCCAUUGAUGUGGAUCAAGGAUUGCUAAAGUAUGCCAAUACCUAUAAUAACAGUCCGACCAUUGAGUAUGUCCAGCAAGACAUGACAGUCGGGUGGCCAGAGUUGUGUCCCAGACUUAGGGAAAUGGAUGGACGGGUGGAUCUUGUAUUUACCAGUUUUAUGCUACACUAUUGUAGUCGGGAUAAGCGGCAAGUAAUGGCCAUAUUUAGACAAUUAUUGAAAUCGGAUGGACUAUUCUAUGGCAAUAUAUUGAUUAAUCAGGAUUUGAAUAGAAAAUUGUUAGGCAAAGGCAAGGAAAGGGAUCCAAAACAACAAUGGUAUCCAUCACUGGACAAACAGACUGACAAUUGGCUAAAAAGUUUAACAGAUAAUGGAUUUAUGAUAGAAAAGUCAAAACUAAUUGAAUUGAAUGUCGGGAUGAAUCGCAAACAGAUUAUAGACUUUAUGCCAGUAGUGGUUGACUGUUAUCGUUGCUAUUUCCCGGACAGCCAACAGUUUGACGCCGAAGUUGGCGACCACUUGUGGGACACUGUGUUUGACGCCUUUUUUAGUCCACCCGAUGCUGAGCCCAAUCCUAGCGCGUGGACUAAAUUUUUGGCCGACAAUACUAUUACAGAAUUGCAUUACUAUUUUCACUGUUUACGAUUUAACUGUUUGUCGUCAUUGUGGGCGUAUUUCAGGUUCUUAAUCGGGUGCAUGUAUGAUAAUGUUAUCGAGAUAUUUCAUUACGCCAUUGUACAAAAUUCAAGAUAUAAGCAAAAGUCAGCACAGGUGCCGUCACCUAUAAUCAAUGGCUUUGGAGAGUCCUUGAAGACGCGACCGUCGGAAUUUGUAUUCCCAUUGAUUUCUUCAACGGAGAUAAAGGUUGGCGCGUCUAGCGAUUUGUUUAGAACUCUGGCGAAAGCGGUGCUUAUUAUGUUAAUGGUUGCGCCAGAGUCGAUGACAGCACGUGUAGGAACUACGUUGACCCGCACCGCUAUCUCCGUUAGUGAAAACAGACCAAGUCGUUCCCUGAGACGUAUGAUGAACAGCUUCGUUACUUUGAUUUUCAGAUUCGCAACUGUCUAUGUCUGCCAGACAGUGAUUCACGCUUGUGAACAUUUCCCGAACGGUUGUGCUGGUUGCUUUUGA